This is a messenger RNA of Penicillium bovifimosum, 2196 nucleotides long. RefSeq names its product oxygen-dependent protoporphyrinogen oxidase (gene hem14). The coding region runs from base 1 to 2196 and encodes 731 amino acids. The transcript has 3 exons. The record is from RefSeq and is a predicted model, not a curated record. NCBI's taxonomy places the organism in Eukaryota, Fungi, Ascomycota, Eurotiomycetes, Eurotiales, Aspergillaceae. Gene Ontology annotation, biological process: heme biosynthetic process. Gene Ontology annotation, molecular function: protoporphyrinogen oxidase activity, oxygen as acceptor. Gene Ontology annotation, cellular component: mitochondrial inner membrane.
AUGCCGAAAAUAUUCCCAUUUCAAGAUUCCGCUUUCACUGCGGACGAUACUAUGUACAAUCCAAUUUUUGAUCAUGACCGAGCAAUGGCUGGAGGGAAUGGCGUUGAGACUCGUUAUGCAUUUGCUUUUUUUUGUUUUUUAUCUGUUUCGUUCAUAGAUUCCCCGCUGAUUCUGCAGAACAAUAAUACCAAGGCGAAGACAAAUCCGCGAAUUUCUCAUAAACCAUUGCACGUAACCAUAAUAUUCUUUUACUACGUAAACAAGUCUGACCUCCAACCAGGAGAGAUGCUGCCAAAAUGUGCCUCUAAAGCGCUACGACCAGGGCAAAAGCAAUUGAACUCCCUUCUCCAUGCCCAACAACGCAGAGGCUUCCAGGCCUUUGUACUCGGUGGUGGUAUCACAGGCCUCACAUCCGCCUGGCAAUUGUCGCAGAACCCCAACUGCACCAGUGUCGUCCUCGUUGAGAAAUCAAACCGGCUAGGUGGCUGGAUUGACUCGGAAACAAUUCCCGUCGAUGGUGGAAAUGUUGUGUUCGAAUAUGGGCCGCGCACAUUGAAGAGUUCAGUGCCAGAGUCACUUCCUUUGCUUUACCUGGUGAACAUUCCUCGUGUGCACAUCGCCAUUGGUGAAAGGACUUCAUAUACUAACUUUUUAAAGGCAACCAAUCUAGGCUUAUACAAUGAGCUCAUUGUCACCCCCAAAUCGAGCCCUGCAGCCCAGAAUCGCUACAUUUACUAUCCGGACCACCUCGUUCGCAUACCGGCGCCGAAGCCCUCACUAUCGUUUGGGGAAAACUUUGACAAUUUCUUGAAUACAAUGAAAGAACCACUAUUUAACAAAUUUCUAUCGGGGAUAGUGAAGGAUAUCUUUGCUCCACCUCGGCACCCCACUCAAUGGGCGGAGGAUGAGUCCGUUGCGGACUUUAUCGGGCGUCGCUUUGGUCCUGACGUUGCAGAUAAUCUUGUUUCUGCGAUAUUCCACGGGGUCUAUGCAGGAGAUAUUGACCAGUUGAGUGCUCAGACACUGCUGGGUUCCGUCCGCAAUCUUGAAGGAGGCAUUGGGGGCGUCGGUGGGUUCGUUUCUGGCGGAGUUACGGCAUCCCUGCUCUCUCGGGCAUUCUCCAGAAAGAAGAUCAGGAGAAUGGAUGAUUUCAUGGCCGUAGAUGCCAUAUCCGCGGGGCCUGAGUUAGUGCGGCGUCAGCAUGACCUGGAGAUUCUCGCGGCGGAAGCAAGUACUUUCACCUUCAAGAGAGGUGUUGGUCAACUUGUUGAAGGACUGGUCGCUUCGUUGAAAGCCAACAAGAAAGUGACGAUCAUAUUGAAUACAGAAGUCGACACUAUGGUGGCUUUAAGAGAUAACAAAACGGCGAUGAGGCUCAACGGCAAAUCCUGGUAUGAGUCUAAGCAUAUCAUUUCCACGAUCCCGCCAGCCGCACUUGGCAAAGCCAUGCAAAACCCAAAACGACGUAUCCGAGACAGAGUGAUGGAGUUGAAUAUGAAGGAACCAGGCUUUACCCCACACUUACUACAAAAGCAGAAUUAUGCCGUGACGGUCAUGGUUGUAAAUCUCUAUUACUCAGAUCCUGACCUUCUACCCGUGGAAGACGGCUUCGGAUACCUCAUACCGCGCUCGAUCCCCUACGAACAGAACCCGGAAUGCGGCCUUGGUGUCAUCUUUGCCUCGUCCUCGAGUGUAGGCAAUAGCACAGAUUCCUCGGCGGGUACCAUCCGCCAAGAUUCCGCACGUGGCACGAAACUCACCGUCAUGCUCGGCGGUCAUUAUUGGGACGGUUUCGAAGAGUAUCCAGAUCACGACACGGCCGUGAAAAUGGCCCGUGAAAUGCUCAGGAGACACAUGAAUAUCACAGAUACCCCGACUGUGGCGCGAAGUCGUCUCCAGGAGAAUGCUAUUCCCCAGCAUACAGUCGGCCAUCUGGGUCGCAUGUACCGUCUCUCAAAGACGGUGCGCGAUGAAUUCGACGGGUCGCUUGUCCUUGCGGGUAGUUGGUAUAAUGGCGUCGGUGUGGGCGACUGUGUCAGGCAGGGUAUCCUGUCUGCUACAUACGGCAUGGGGACCCAUCAGCUCAGUGGCGAGUUCAAUGACUGGCGCCCCUGGGUUCCAUAUCACUAUGACGAAUGGGCUCUCAAAGGUGGCAUUGUCAUGUCCCCUAUUCGUUUGGUGGAUUCCAAAAUCUAA